UUUUAGGAUUUCAAAAUUGAUUUGAACCAACCAAUGAUUCUUGGAUCCCAUGAAUAAGCCUUCACGUGGCUUUUGAUUUCACAUUCCACGAAAAUCCAAUUUUAACUGAAUUUGAGAUAAUUUUGGUUUAGUGAUGGCGAUUAGGUUGAAUCAUAGUGUAAUUCCAGUGAGCGUGAAGCUUGGAGCUCCGACGAGAGUAUCGGCUCGGAGCUCGUUACCGUUCAGCGUUGGAGAUUGGCGUGGUGUUUCUACAUUUUCCGGUGCUAGGCCUUUGGUUCUCGCGAAGGUGAAACUGAGAGCAGAGAGUACUGAGGAAGAUCGAGUUCCAAUUGAUGACGACGACGAUUCUACUGAUCAGCUCGUUGAUGAAGAAAUUGUGCAUUUCGAAGAGCGUGAUUUUGCUGGCACAGCGUGUGUUCCUGUAUAUGUUAUGCUACCACUGGGAGUGAUUGAUAUGAACUCGGAAGUGGUGGAACCGGAGGAGCUUUUGGAUCAGUUAAGAACUUUAAAGUCGGUUAAUGUUGAUGGUGUUAUGGUUGACUGCUGGUGGGGAAUUGUUGAGUCACAUACACCACAGGUUUAUAACUGGAGUGGUUACAAGAAACUUUUUCAGAUGAUUCGUGAGCUUGGACUUAAGAUUCAGGUUGUUAUGUCGUUUCACGAAUGUGGAGGCAAUGUUGGAGAUGAUGUGCAUAUACAAAUCCCUGAGUGGGUGAGAGAAAUUGGUCAAAGCAAUCCUGACAUCUACUUCACUGACAGUGCUGGCAGGCGUAACACUGAAUGCCUUACUUGGGGAAUUGACAAGCAACGUGUUUUAAGAGGACGGACUGCUCUUGAGGUUUACUUUGAUUACAUGAGAAGCUUUCGUGUGGAAUUUGAUGAAUUCUUUGAGGAGAAAAUCAUCCCUGAAAUUGAAGUUGGACUAGGUCCAUGUGGGGAGCUGAGGUAUCCUUCAUACCCUGCACAAUUUGGGUGGAAAUACCCUGGUAUUGGUGAAUUCCAGUGUUAUGAUAAAUAUUUGAUGAAUAGCUUAAAGGAGGCUGCAGAAGUAAGAGGCCACAGCUUUUGGGGCAGAGGACCUGAUAACACAGAGACUUAUAAUUCAACACCACAUGGGACUGGAUUUUUUCGCGAUGGAGGCGAUUAUGACAGCUACUAUGGUAGAUUCUUUCUUAAUUGGUACUCAAGAGUUCUGAUUGACCAUGGUGAUCGUGUUCUUGCUAUGGCAAAUUUGGCUUUCGAAGGAACUUGCAUUGCUGCAAAGCUCUCAGGUAUACACUGGUGGUAUAAAACAGCUAGUCAUGCUGCUGAACUCACUGCUGGCUUCUACAACUCCUCAAACCGUGAUGGCUAUGGUCCAAUAGCUGCAAUGUUUAAGAAACAUGAUGCUGCUCUCAACUUCACAUGUGUGGAGUUACGGACACUUGAUCAACAUGAGGAUUUCCCAGAGGCUCUGGCAGAUCCAGAAGGUCUAGUUUGGCAGGUGCUGAAUGCUGCUUGGGAUGCUAGUAUACCUGUUGCUAGUGAAAAUGCUCUUCCUUGUUAUGACAGAGAAGGUUACAACAAGAUACUUGAAAACGCAAAGCCCCUUACCGAUCCUGAUGGUCGCCACCUUUCAUGUUUCACUUACCUGAGGCUUAACCCAACUCUGAUGGAGUCUCAAAACUUCAAAGAGUUUGAGAGAUUCCUCAAACGAAUGCAUGGUGAAGCCGUUCCGGAUCUUGGUUUGGCUCCAGGGACACAAGAGACCAACCCCGAGUGAAUAUAUAUAGUCCUCCACCAUGCUACUAAAAACACUUAUUAGCGCCUGGUUACAUAUAAUAAGAACGUCUUGGCUUGGGUUUACCAAUUCAGCAUAGCUAAGUUGGAGGGAAUCAAAACCAAGAUUGUAAACUGAGCUUGUAAGUUGUAAGAUGAAUAGUGUAUAGAACAAUAUAAGUGGUAUGUCCAUUGAUAUUUCAGAAGAAAUUGCUAGCAACAUUACAGGCUGUGUUACACACAAAAAGAGCUAUAACAACAAAGAAAUUCUUA
This is a messenger RNA of Arabidopsis thaliana (thale cress), 2031 nucleotides long. It is a transcript of the gene BAM2, whose product is annotated as beta-amylase 2. Gene Ontology annotation, cellular component: chloroplast. The coding region runs from base 134 to 1762 and encodes 542 amino acids. Gene Ontology annotation, molecular function: beta-amylase activity. The transcript is spliced from 9 exons. Gene Ontology annotation, biological process: polysaccharide catabolic process. The record is from RefSeq and is marked reviewed. NCBI's taxonomy places the organism in Eukaryota, Viridiplantae, Streptophyta, Magnoliopsida, Brassicales, Brassicaceae.